Molecule: messenger RNA, 633 nt
Organism: Lentinula edodes (shiitake mushroom)
Lineage: Eukaryota; Fungi; Basidiomycota; Agaricomycetes; Agaricales; Omphalotaceae
Exons: 4
Coding region: 1-633 (210 amino acids)
Molecular function (GO): metal ion binding
Source: RefSeq, a predicted model, not a curated record
AUGGAUCACCUCGACUUAAUCAAUGACUUCAUUGAAUCCCUUCCUUCUCUCGUCAAAGACAGUGUUCCAGAGGAUCUUUGCUGCCCAAUAUGCCUCGUAUCCUUCGAAGAUAUCUUCAAAGACAUGUCAACUGAAAUACCUUUAGGAGGGGUUACGAUGCUGCCAUCUUGUCGGCAUAUAUUUUGUCGGAAUGACUUGACUGAAUGGAUACGGAACAUGCAUGGAAGUUGUCCAUCUUGCCGGCGUGUUUUCCUCGAUAUCCGACCGCCUUCAGACUCGGAUGGAGAGUCCUCCGACGGCGGUGAAUAUCUUCCAACUGAAGAGGACGAAGAGGAAGAAGAUUUGUAUCUGCUCGAUACCGAUGACAUGCUCGAAGCGGACGAAUUUGACUUUGAAAUGGAGGAGGUGGACUUGGAUAUAUAUCAAAAUUGGGAGCCUACUGAUGUCGAGGACAAUAUCGAGGAUGUAUCUUCGGAAUGGGGUCUGACCGAUGGAGAUUCCCUCUCAAAUUCAGACGGUGAUAUUAGCUUCGAAAGUGACUCAGCUCCUACUCACAGUGACGACAAUGUCAUUAUUCAACAGGAUGCAGACACUAAUCUUGACAUUGACUUUUCGGACGAGGAUGAGAAAUAA